This is a messenger RNA of Serendipita indica DSM 11827, 3906 nucleotides long. Lineage: Eukaryota; Fungi; Basidiomycota; Agaricomycetes; Sebacinales; Serendipitaceae. The record is from the annotation of a GenBank genome assembly.
AUGUCCAGCAUGCAGAAACAACUUUCGCUCAUUCUUCUGCGACUUUACGUGCUCGCCGUACCAAGGCUCGUUCGUAAACGUCACGUCGACGCAGCAGACCACGUCCAAGCAGACAGCCAUCAAGACGUCAAAUUCGGACCAUCCGGAUACGCAAUGGAUUUCAUUGGAGGGGGUGCCAAGGACUACCACGGGUUUCUCAAAUUUCUGGGAGAUGAAAAGGCGCUUGGAAGUCCGUUCCAGAUUGACUUUCCAGACCGCGCGCCGGAUGGAUUCAUCCAACUAAGCCGUCUACCCAGGAAUUGUGCCGAUGCCGAUCUGGGGAGUAAAUGCGCUUGCAUAGACUGCCCUACGGUAUGCCCUGCACUCCCAUACCAACCCACACCAGAAGAGGCGGCCAGGUCUUGCCAUGUCGGCCCUCUCUCGUGUCUCACCUUUGUCCUUCUAAUCGCAUACGGACUUGCAGUUCUCUCCUUCCUUCUAGGUCUCACGAUCGAGAGACUUGUGAGGAAGAAGAAGGACCGAGCCUACGAGCGCGUCGCGCUGUCGGAGGACACUUCUUCCUUGCUCAACAUCCAAGGUGCGAAUUCCCACCCAGUACACGCCUCUGCGAGCGCAAAUGGUGGAAAUCGACAUUCUCUGGUCGGUGCAUCCUCUUUGGCGCUCUACUUUGACGGGGAAGAGUCUGCCGCUCCAUCAGACCCCGCCAGACAUCAUCUGGGCCGAGGUGCAUCACUUUUGGAUCCAAUGGAGACCGCCCAACCACGUCAGUAUCGAUUGAACACCCUGUUUCGACGCUUUUUCUAUCGUAUAGGAUACAUAUGCGCCUAUUAUCCAUGGCUCACUUUCGCCAUCACUUUCUCCAUCUUUGCCGGCCUCAACUACGGUUGGAAGUAUUUCCAGGUGGAGACAGAUCCUGUACGGUUGUGGGUGGCACCCACAUCGGAGAGUCGAAUCCAAAAAGAGUUCUUUGACGAGCACUUUGGGCCAUUCUACAGACCGCAGCAAAUCUUUGUGACGGCUCCGGCCAGCGAUCCAUCUCUCACCGGGCCGGUCACCAAUUCUUCGACUGUGGCCGAAAAACUUCAACCAGUCCUCUCCUGGGACAGGCUCGUGUGGUGGGAUCGAGUCGAGAAGGAGAUUGCGGCCUUGGAAACGGAUGAAGGCAUCACGCUGCAUGACGUGUGCUUUAAGCCUGCAGGGCCAUCUGGAGACUGCGUGGUACAGUCUGUCAUGGGCUGGUUCGGAGACCUGGAUGAUUGGGACAAGGACUCAUGGGAGGAGCGUGUUCUAUCCUGCGCCGAGUCACCCGGAGACCCGGAGUGUCUUCCACCCUUUCAGCAGCCCCUGUCGCCUUCGCUCAUUCUUGGCGGCGUAGAGGGCAACGAUUAUCUCAACGCCAAAUCCUUGGUCGUUACCUAUGUCUUGGAUAACUCCCUCAACGAGACUCUUGUUCAGCGUGCUGAAUCAUGGGAGAGGAAACUUCGACAAUACCUGGCAGAAGUCUCUCAAGUCUCCCCAGUAAAGGCUGGCGCACAAGUCUUCUUCUCUACCGGCGUCUCUUUGGAGGAGGAGCUCAACAAGAGUACGAAUACAGACGUUCGUAUCGUCGUGCUGUCGUACCUCGUCAUGUUCGUCUACGUCUCCCUCACCCUGGGCGGCAAUUCAUCUCGCUCGGACGAAGGAAGCGUAAUUGGCUCAAUAUUAAGUUGGUUCUUCAACAUCCCUCGUCUUUUCCGGAAGAAGAAUGUCGAUUCAUCUGACCCGCGAUCAACACCGACAUGGUACCCCAGACUACCUCGACAGGCAUUCAUUGGGUCCAAGUUCUUCCUGGGACUAUUCGGCAUCUCCUUGGUGAUUCUUUCUGUCGCGGCGUCGGUCGGGCUGUUCUCCUUCUUGCAAGUGAGGGUAACUCUGAUCAUCGCCGAAGUCAUUCCAUUCCUCGUGCUUGCAGUGGGAGUGGAUAAUGUCUUUAUUCUCGUACAUGAAUUAGACAGGCAGAAUACACUUCACGGACCCAAUGCGCACAAUCCCGCCCUCGCAGCGCAUUCCGGAACGCAUCACGCACCGUUAUCCCCCACCUCUUUCCGAUCGCCUUUCGCAUCCACCCACGACGAAUCCGAUGGUGACGGAGAUUCUAUGCCAAUUCAUCUUCCAGCAGAGGAGCGUGUCGCACGAGCCGUGGCGAAGAUGGGACCAUCCAUUCUUCUUAGUACAACAACAGAGACGGUAGCAUUUGCACUCGGCGCUAUGGUGCCUAUGCCGGCAGUCCGAAACUUUGCGCUCUACGCGGCCGGAAGUGUGUUCCUCAAUGCACUCUUGCAAAUGACUGUUUUCGUGAGCGCGAUGACGAUCGAUUUGAGGCGUGAAGAGGCAAAUCGGUUAGACUGCUUCCCAUGCAUUCGAAUCCCACCCCGGAUAGCUCUCACAGAUGGCCAUGUCUCGACCGGAAAGAUUACUCGCUUCUUCAAGAGAAAGUAUGGGCCAUUUAUCCUCCAGCGGAGUGUGAAAGGCGUCAUUCUGCUCUUCUUUGGUGGUAUCUUUGUGGCAUCCAUAAUUGCGAUUCAGAACAUAUCUCUUGGUCUUGACCAACGACUUGCACUUCCAUCGGACUCAUACCUCGUGCCGUACUUUGACGCAAUGGACAAGUUCUUGGAUGUUGGGCCGCCGGUUUACUUUGUCUCGACCGACGUCGAUGUCAAGGCACGAAGUGGACAACAGAAACUCUGUGGUCGCUUCACUACAUGCAAGGAGACUUCUGUCGCCAACAUCCUCGAGGGUGAGCGCAAGCGACCGGAGUCUUCGUUCAUCUCCGAGCCCACUGCUUCAUGGAUUGACGACUUCUUGAAAUGGACCGAUCCUGUUCUCGAGUCCUGCUGUCGAGUCAAAAAGGCGGACCCUUCGACGUUCUGUCGUCCAUCUGAACCAGCAGGAAGAUGCCGACCUUGCUUCGAGGGCUCGACUCCGCCAUGGAACGUGACCAUGGAAGGACUUCCAGAGGGGCCGGAGUUUAUGAGGUACCUCGAACAAUGGUUGAAGUCCCCAACAGACGAAGAGUGUCCAUUGGGUGGACAAGCCGCGUAUUCGUCUGCGGUCGCACUGUCAACCGAUCGUUCUACCGUCGUUGCUUCGCACUUCCGUACAUUCCACGCACCGCUCAAGACGCAGAGUGACUUUAUCAACGCAUUUGCAGCAUCUCAUCGCAUUGCCGAUGAUUUAUCCGCGUCGACGGGAACCACCGUAUUCCCUUACUCACUCUUUUACGUCUUCUUCGACCAAUAUGCGCACAUUGUCUCCAUGACGCAAGAAGUGCUUGGCCUGGGACUACUAUCAGUUCUACUCAUCACAUCUAUUCUCCUCGGUUCAUGGCGAACGGGCCUCAUUGUUACUACCGUUGUAGCCCUCACAGUCGUCAACUGCAUGGGCGUGAUGGGCAUCUGGGGCAUCAGCCUAAAUGCUAUCAGUCUGGUCAAUUUGGUGAUCAGCUUGGGUAUUGCAGUUGAAUUCUGUAGCCAUGUUGCGAGGGCAUUCAUGGGAAUGGGAAGUAUUCUUCCUAUUGAUCAUCCUAACGGUCAGAGGGAACGAGAUGAAAGGAUGUGGGGAGCACUUGUGGAAGUGGGGCCUUCGGUCUUGUCGGGGAUCACCUUUACCAAACUUAUUGGAAUAUCGGUGCUUGCUUUGACUCGCUCGCGACUGCUAGAGAUCUAUUACUUCCGCAUGUGGCUCACUCUCAUUCUAUCGGGAGUUUUGCAUGGCUUAGUUCUUCUUCCCGUGAUUCUCAGUCUUGCUGGUGGUCCAGGAUAUGCCAUAGAAGACCCUGAUGCAGAGUGGAUGAGCUAUUCGAUCAGGAGGCAGGGCGAGUUUGAAUAUACGCCAUUCGUCGCCGAUUCUGACUCGCUCAGUGACUAG